AUGUCGAACCCAUCCACGCAGACUCAGCCACAAGCUGGUUCGCUCGAUUCGGUCACUCUUGGCCAGCUGCGUAACCUGAUUGUUGUCGACAAGCCCAAAUCGCGCCAAUACGAUUUUCCCCUAAAUGCCGACGCCGAUUCGAUGCAGAACGAAAUCGACGAAUUCUACUCGUAUGUAGAAGUGCCUCAGACCGCCGAGAACAGAGCUGCAUGGGAGGAGUGGUGUGCCCUGCCCAUCAAUCUUCGCAACAAUGGCUAUUCUUCCACAAGCUCGGAUCUUGCUCGACAACCUUCUACCUCCUCCGCUCACGCUCAACAGGCGCAGCACACAGAAGCGCUAGGUCUUGGACUCAAUCUUAACAGUGACACCCCUGUCGACCCACCAUCCAACCGACGCAGCCGAGACAGACGACCCAGCCUGGCGGAACCUUUGCUGGGACAGUGGACCACCCUUGGCAGUGCUACGCGCCGCCGCAUCCUCCAGUCACUUCUAUCGACGCUCGAAGUGCGAGAUCCCGAAGCAAGGUUCCGCGCCUCGCGUGCCUUGCUAUAUCUACUCCAAGGCGCUUUUGCCGACACCGCCGGUCCUCCGCAUCAGCUCCAUUGGCUGAAUGAAAAUGCACGCAUGGUCCGAUCGCUUGGCGGUCUCGGCGAAAUUUACUCGGCCAUCAAGCUAGCCAGCUGGAAACACGACUAUCUCAGCUCGCUGCCUGACCACAUCCCUGCGCACGAGCCCAGUCGAGCAGGUCAACAUGGUCCCGCCAACGCACCCCUCCUCACACCAGAGGCCAAGCUUGAGUACCUCGACGAGAUCAACCUCGAGCUCGCCCUCCACUUUGCACAGCUCUAUUCGCUCCUCGAGAGUUCCAGAGGCCAGGAUGAAUGGGGCGAUGAGCUCAUGAGCCUCGAUCCGCCUCUUCCCAUCUUUCUAUUUGGCUUGGUCGCCUCAUUGCGCGAAAAAAGUGCCAAGGGUUACCCGGUCAAGAAGCUUCUUCUCUUACUCUGGAAGUCGCUCCUCUCAUGCUUCGGUGGCAUCAAAGAUGUCGAGCGAUGCAAGCUCUUGGCCCGUGAGAUUGAGGGUCUUGGUCCCAUAGACACGUCGGCCAAACGCAACGUGCUCAAGUCCGAUCCCCUCGAUUUCCAAGACUUUCAGCACGAGAUCUCGGUCAAGUAUCCCACUUUCGAGCCACCAAAGUGCCAGGAUAACGACCUUCCUCUCGACAAGCUUGCCAGCGCUAUCCAUCCCAUCCCACCUCGUAAGCCCUUCAACAACCACAUGGAUGCCUACGAUCGCGGCUAUCCAGCUGGCCCACAGCAAGGCCCCAACGGCAUGCUCCCCGGCACGCCUGCUCCAUCACCACCUCCCUCGCCCAAGCCGAACAAGGCGAAAUAUCAGACCGAUCAGACCCGACCCUUUAUCUUUCCCUACGGCCGCCAAGUUCACGGUCCGGGUCGUUUGGUGCCGCGCAGCAUCGAUGAAGCGUCCAAGUUGUACACCGAGCACAUGCAUGUCAGUCUUGAGCUAUGGCAGACGUGGCGCGUGCGUGAACAGUGCAUUCAAGAAGAAAGUGGUGUCAGCAAUGCCGCCGACGGUACUCGCAUCGGUCUCGGCGUCAAGCAAUCCGCUGCCAAGGCCUUUGUCAAUCGCACCGACGCCGCCUCCUCCUCGCAAGGCAGUCGAAGCCCCGUCAGCUCGGAAGCUUUUCCCAACAGAAGCAUCUCGGAGCGCACCUUUAAAGUCAAAGGUGAAGCCACAUACGAGCAUCUCGUUGAGAUUGAAGAGGACAUCGAGGCGGAACUGCGUGCCGUCGAGGCUGAUCACAUGCUUGCGGCGCUUGACAAUCCACGCCAUACGGAGCUCAUCGAUCAGCUGGCGCAGAAACGCGCCGACGUUCGACGUUUGCAGCGCGUUGACCAGCUGUACCGCGCCGUGCUACCGCAACUCCAGUCCAGCGUGAUCGUGCUUCUCAAGCUUCUUCUUGCGACAGUUACUUCGAUCAACACCAAUUCGGCUCACGCUGCAGCCAUUGCUGAAGGCGCUGCCAUCGACGAAGCGCCUCCUCCAACGCUCGAAGACGUCGAUGUGGCACGACAUCGCGAAAUUCUCACCAAGGCUGUCUCGGCGAUCCUACUCCUGUGCCUCAAAUGGUUCAAAGCGAGCCACGUAAUGAAAUUCAACUACCUUUCACAGGUGUUAGUUGACAGUAACGUCUUGCUGCUCAUCUUGAAGAUCUUUGGUCUGCAAGAGAUCGCGCACGGCGUCAAGACCAAAAACGAAGCUGACAAUUUCCGCUUCUUCAACUAUUGCUAUCUCAAUGGAGGCAGGGAAGCUCGCGGAGCUCGGGCAGAAGACUCGCUCAUGUCGCGCCACAACAUCAUCGGUCCUGUCGCCAUCAAUCCUGGAACAACGUCUCCGCCACCCGGAAAAGUCACCACCAUGCCAGAUGGGACCGAAAUCGAAGUCGUCAGCGACUAUUCUUGGCGAAAUUUUUUCUCGAGCAUCAACUUUACUCGCAUCCUGCAGAAGUUGACGAAGCGAAAGGUGCAUCGAAUUUUGCUGCUCGUUCAGUACAAGAGCUCAGCGAUCCUCAAGAGAUCGUUGAAAGUGCCGCAUCCGGGGUUGGAGCUGUAUGUGCUGAAAGUGAUCAAGAGCCAGAUCCCGUUUUGCGGGAGGAAAUGGAGGCAGAGCAACAUGCGGGUGAUCACAAGUAUCUAUCUAAACUGUAGGCCGGAUUUACGAGAUGAAUGGUUGAGUGGGAGCGAUGUUGAGGCUGACGUGGAGGAUUCGUUGCCUCAAGAGCAGGCGUUAAGGUCGUUGGUCAAGUUUUACAAUCACACGAGAUUUGGGCCACCGCUUGGGACACAUGGAGAAGCGGGACAAGGUCACAAACGGUCGAUGAGCACGAGUGCGGAUCGACACCAACACGAGCAGCAUCAGCAAGGAGGCCAACAGCAGCAGCAUGAGCAGCAUCAAGCAGGACAGUACCACCACCAGCAGCAGCAGCUACUGCAAGGACAACAAGCGGGGCAGUCGCAACAGUCACAGUCACAAGACCCUUCGCAGCAAGCAUCGCAGCAACAAGGAGGCACCGGUGGUUCUUCGAAUGGCGAUGGUAGCGGCAACGGCAGUAACGAGCAAGGCUCGCAUCCAGCAGCACUUUCGCCGACACGCACAUCCUACGGUCCGUCAUUCUUCGAGAGCGAUGUGUUGCCACCAUUGCGUCGAUCGCACCAGACAUCUGCGCCUGGAGGCUACAUUCCCGACGACGUAGUUGAAGGAUAUCUUGACACGUACGAGGAUGUAUUGGGUGAGGUGUUUGGCGAGAAUGUCUUCUACCCUUCCGGCGAAGCUGGACACGAUGGUACGGGUGGUAAGGAAGGCGAUGCUCAAGAUGGACAAGGUGACGCCAGCGACUCUGGUUGGAGCUCGGGUAAGUGGGGAUUGACUGCGCAGGGAUCGUCCACCGCCUGGGCAAGGCUGGGUGAGAUUUUGGGCGAAACCCCGGAUUCCGAUACGUCGAGUCUUCACUCUGCAGAUUCGAGCUCGAUCGCCGACUCGAGCUCUGCUACUGACGAUGCGGACGGUGUGAGGGACGAGAACCGUAAUGAUUGGGAACAUCUUUCGCCCAAAGAAAUGCGCUAUCUUUCCUCGGGAGUUUUAUCUCCGCCUUCGCCAUCGCCCAUCCCCUUGAUGGGUAGGCAACAACCCUCGCCCCUGCAUUCGCCUCGCAUGGGCCACUCUCCACUUUCCGGAGGAUCCGCCGUAGACAUGACACCGGGAUCUCCGGUACGGCCAUUUACGAUCUCUGGUGUGGCAGCCAACGGUGGUGGCAGUGGAAGUCGUCCGGGUAGCAGAAGGAACAGUAGGAGCAACUCGGACUCGAGCCCGUUGAGACCUGUGCUUACGGACUGGAAGAACGACGACGAGUUGGACGAACUGGAUCUGUUGGCCAAGACGGAGAUGGAGCAGGUGGAUGAGGGAGAUGGCGAGGAAGACAUGGUAGGCGUGGCGGGUGAGGGUCCUCUGCCGCUGCAGCAUAGGAAGGCGGGUGGCAUUGAUGAGGUCGAACAUAUCUUUGGUACGUGA
This is a messenger RNA of Mycosarcoma maydis (corn smut), 4086 nucleotides long. RefSeq lists its product as uncharacterized. The transcript has a single exon. The coding region runs from base 1 to 4086 and encodes 1361 amino acids. Lineage: Eukaryota; Fungi; Basidiomycota; Ustilaginomycetes; Ustilaginales. The record is from RefSeq and is a predicted model, not a curated record. Gene Ontology annotation, cellular component: cytosol. Gene Ontology annotation, biological process: cytoskeleton organization.